Molecule: messenger RNA, 1251 nt
Organism: Penicillium daleae
Lineage: Eukaryota; Fungi; Ascomycota; Eurotiomycetes; Eurotiales; Aspergillaceae
Product: putative RNA polymerase II Elongator complex associated protein Kti12
Exons: 3
Coding region: 1-1251 (416 amino acids)
Source: RefSeq, a predicted model, not a curated record
AUGCCGCUCGUCAUUCUCACCGGAUAUCCCUGCUCCGGGUUGACUUACCGCGCAAAUCAACUCGCGUCGCUAAUCGACAAGGCGCAAGAUGAGCUCUUCGCAUCCGUCGAGCCAGGCUCGCCAGCCCCACUGAAAUCCCGAUACAAAGUCCACGUUGUAUCUUCUCAUGACAAAUCGCACCCAAGAACUGUCUACGAUCAUGCGAGGACGGAAAAGGAGGCGCGCGGUGUGGCAUAUGCACGGGCGAAGCGUGUGCUUGCGCGCGACAGCAUUGUCAUCUUAGAUGGGAUGAAUUACAUCAAAGGGUGGAGGUAUCAAUUGUGGUGUGAGGCGAAGGCUUCUAACACAACGUGCUGUGUGGUUCAUGUUGGAACUCCCGUCGAUCAAUGCGUCGCAAACAAUGACGCUCGACUACGCCGGCAAGAAGCCAAGCAAAUGGAUACAAACAAACCUGAGGAGGCACAAACACCUCUGACCAAAGAAACCACGCCCAAGCCAGGCGAGUCAAAAGAUGACGACGAAGAAGAAGCAUACCCGCCAGAACUCCUCAACAACCUCAUCUUCCGCUACGAGGAACCCAGCACCCACAGCCGCUGGGACAAACCCCUCUUCACAGUCCCCUGGUCCGACCCGGAGCCCCCAGUCGCGGACAUCUUCCAAGCGCUCUCAGGUAUCGUCCUCGCCUCCGACGAAACACCCGCCGAAAGCCCAGUAGCCAAGCUCACCCAGUCGCUCGCAUCAUCCACCCUCUCCGACAUCGCCAGCACAACCACCACAGGCCGAGCCUUCAACCGCGGCCAAUCCACCCGACCAAAGAUCAUACCCCACCAAGCCACCGUGCAAGCCGUGGCGACCGACUCCGGCGCACUCUACGCAAUGGAAAAGCGCACCACGGCAGUUGUAAAUGCCAUCCGCGCAUUCACGCAGGCCAAUCCAUCCGCCGAGAUAGCCCUGGCACAAAGCACACAUCAAAAGGGCAUUGCCAUCGAGAUUCCCGAUGUUUCUAUUCCAGUUAUCAUUCCCUCGCACGUUGCCACGACCGGAACGACGGAUGAACUGGCUGGUGCAGGCGGGCUUCUGGCAUUGCCGAAGCUACAGCGUAUGCGGCGGCAGUGGAUUAGUCUCAACCGGAGGUAUAUCGGUCAUGGACAUGGUACAGGGCAGGGUUCUUUGGCACCGGAGCGGGUUGGAGAUGCGUUUGUGCGGUUUUUGAACCAUGAAUUUGGAGGCGUGGAGAACACUCAUGUGUAG